UUCUUUUCUAAUUAUGUUAAUUCUGAAAUGGGUUUCAUGAAAGUAGUCUUCAUCUUACUUGCUUCGGUUCUGCAACAAGUUAUCAGCACCACAACCACUAUUGGGAAUGAUAAUAGUGAAUUUCUUGUCCUUGACUAUUACAAAGAAACCUGUCCUCUUGCACAAGAGAUUGUUGCACUUAACGUUGAGCUCGCAGUGCUCGAAAAUCCUCGGAUGGCUGCCUCAUUGCUUCGCUUGCAGUUUCAUGAUUGUUUUGUUAUGGGUUGCGAUGCAUCAGUUCUCCUGGAUAGCGAUGGAGGGAUGCUAAGUGAAAAGGAAGCGGGGCCUAACUUGAACUCCUUGCAUGGAUUUGAAGUGAUUGAUAAGAUAAAGUAUCGUUUAGAAGAAGCUUGCCCACUUACUGUCUCUUGUGCUGAUAUUCUAGCCAUGGCCGCUCGUGAUGCUGUUGCCUCAAGGGGAGGUCCAAGAUGGGAAGUGUCGUUAGGCAGGAAGGACUCCUUGAGAGCUAGCUUUGAUGGGGCCAAUCAGUUUUUACCUUCUCCUAAUUCCUCUCUGAAGUCUCUCAUUGCCAAUUUUAAGGAGCAGGGGCUGGCCAUACCAGACUUGGUUGCUUUGUCAGGUAGCCACACAGUAGGAAAGGCAAGAUGCUUAAGCUUCAGGCAAAGAGCACAUGAAGUGAGGAACCCACAAGAAAAUUAUGACAAAUACAAGAGAUACAACACAUUUCGAAGAAUCCUACGCUCCAUAUGCCCUAAAUCAGGAAAAGACAAUCAAUUGGCACCACUUGAUUUCAAUACUCCAGCUAGAUUUGACAACCAUUAUUUCCUUAACAUUCUUGAGGGAAGAGGCUUGUUGGGGUCUGAUAAUGUGUUGAUCACACAAGAUAAAGAAGGAGAGAUCAUAAGGCAAGUAUGGGCUUAUGCUUCCAAUCAACACCUCUUCUUUGAAUCCUUUGUCAAUUCCAUGAUAAAGAUGGGGAAUAUAAAUGUUCUAACUGGAACUCAAGGAGAGAUAAGGAAGAAUUGCAGGUUUGUUAAUGAGUAGGAGAUUGCCAUUAAGCUACUAAUUUGGUAGUUGAAUAUUUACUUUGUAUUGCAGGAGAUUAGAAAUUAAAAUUCCAGUAUACUCAAAUGCCUUGAAUAUUUGAUUUUGUGUAUGGUGCUGAUGUUCCUAUUUAGGCUUUCAAGCGGCUGGUGAAUUAGACUCUUUUUGCAGAA
Hevea brasiliensis (rubber tree) is the source of this 1217-nucleotide messenger RNA. Its product is annotated as peroxidase 20. Bases 28 to 1044 code for a protein of 338 amino acids. Gene Ontology annotation, molecular function: peroxidase activity; heme binding. The record is from RefSeq and is a predicted model, not a curated record. The transcript is spliced from 4 exons. Gene Ontology annotation, biological process: hydrogen peroxide catabolic process; response to oxidative stress. Lineage: Eukaryota; Viridiplantae; Streptophyta; Magnoliopsida; Malpighiales; Euphorbiaceae.